Salvelinus sp. IW2-2015 is the source of this 917-nucleotide messenger RNA. NCBI's taxonomy places the organism in Eukaryota, Metazoa, Chordata, Actinopteri, Salmoniformes, Salmonidae. The record is from RefSeq and is a predicted model, not a curated record.
CCAAAUACAAUGCUCUUGGUUUUAGAGAUGUUCAGGACCAGAUUAUUACUGGCCAUCCAUUCCAAAACAGACUGCCAAUGAAAGAGUUGUAAGCAUCAGGGUCUCCAAAUGAUUCAUGCUAGUAUAAUCCUUAUUUCCUCUUUCUCUCAAAAACGUGAGGUCAACACUGUGCUCUCUGACAUCAUCAAGCACAUUAUGCCGGAUCAUGCCUUUGAGGAUGCCUAUGCUCAGUUCCAGUCCGUGAUAAGGAAGACCCUCACCUACUUUCAUGACUUCUCUAUCCUCUUCUCCAUGGAGCGUUUCCUUCCCUUCGUGGACAUGUUCCAGAAGGACAGCGUCAGGGUGAAGGUGUGUCUCUCCAUCAUGGAYGUCUUCAUCAAUGCGCUGACUCUGGAGGAUGAGAAGAGAUCUCUGGCCUUACUGAUCAAUGGCUUCAUACGCAUGGCUGUGAACCAGCUGGCCAUGGAGACAAGCUGUGUGAUGAGGGGGAGCCACUCCCAUAAGACUGCUGCUUUAGUCAGGAGUGUUCCUAGACAGGGUAGUCUAGCCUUCUCUCUGUUUGGCUGCCUCUUGGCUCAUGGGGAGCUAUGUAACAACAAACUCAACCUGUGGAAUCUGAGCCACACACGCACCUCCGUGAGUAAAACACAGGCAGUUUUAGGUGCAAGAACAAAACUUGGAGAGAUAUUCACUAUCUCUACAUACACAACACAGAAUAUGGUUUAUUUCUUAGUCGCCCUCUUUUUCUUGACAGGUGAGGACACUAGAAUUCAUCAAGCGCCAGGUCCAGCAGCCAGACAUGGUUCAACACCUCACCCUGCAGUCUAGGACCCGAGGCCAUCAACUACAUCCCCUGUCCCAUACAUCUACAGUGCCUUAAGAAUGUAUUCCCACCCCUUGACUUUAACAUUUUGUGA